This is a messenger RNA of Diuraphis noxia (Russian wheat aphid), 2964 nucleotides long. RefSeq names its product bumetanide-sensitive sodium-(potassium)-chloride cotransporter-like. Gene Ontology annotation, biological process: sodium ion homeostasis; sodium ion transmembrane transport; cell volume homeostasis. Gene Ontology annotation, molecular function: sodium:potassium:chloride symporter activity. NCBI's taxonomy places the organism in Eukaryota, Metazoa, Arthropoda, Insecta, Hemiptera, Aphididae. Gene Ontology annotation, cellular component: membrane. The record is from RefSeq and is a predicted model, not a curated record.
UGGUGCGUACUGUUGUUUAAUGAAUCGCUUAUCAUUUUUACAAAACUUAAGUUAUUUUCUAUUCAAUGAAAGAACGUGAAUUGUGUAAUCAAAAUAAAAGUUUUUUCUCAACAUACUGGCAUAUUAUGAAUAUUAAAACCAUCAAACAUUGAUCACGCACAGUUAAACUAAACUAUAAUAUUAUUUCCAUAGCAACAACUACUUGCAUCGUGAAUUCGGUUGACAAGACAGUAUGACUGAACAGGCGGAUGUUAAACUAAAAACUUACCAUUGGACAAAUCAGAUCCAAUCCUAUGAGAAACUGGUUCGUGACGAAGAAAGUAAAUUAAAUGUGGACCAAGGUAUAAAAUUAGGAUGGAUCGAAGGUGUACUAAAUCCAUGUUUACUCAGUAUAUGGGGUGUUAUGCUUUUUUUGCGGAUGCCAUGGAUUGUAGGACAAGCUGGCAUAUUUGAUUCAAUUUUGAUUAUCUUCAUAUCACUUGUAAUAAUUAUUAUCACUGCCUUUUCACUGUCAGCCAUCAGCACCAAUGGACGAGUUAAAGGAGGGGGUUUAUAUUUUAUUAUUUCCAGAUCAAUCGGGCCGGAAUUUGGAGCAUCUAUUGGAAUUCUUUUGGCAUUAGCCAAUACCAUUUUAGUAGCAUUAAACACAAUCGGAUUUUGUUUGUCAUUAAAAUCAUUAUUGAAUACGUUUAACAUACAUGCAAUGGAUUCCAAUUUUAUAUUUAUACUUAUAGGAUUUAUAGCGAUACUUAUUAUGGGAGUAUUGUGUGGUGUAGGUAUGGAUGAUGAAGCUAAGAUUCAAAAUAUAUUGCUAAUUUUUAUUGUUGGUGCAAUUUUCGAUGUCUUAAUCGGAUCAUUUAUAGGACCAACUAAUGAUGAUGCAAUAGCUUCUGGCUUCACUGGAUUUAGCAUGAAGACAUUUAAAGAAAAUUGGUAUUCAAAUUAUACGAACGAUCAAUCUUUUUUUACAAUUUUUGCCGUUUUUUUUCCAUCGGUUACGGGUAUCCAAGCUGGAGCAAAUAUAUCGGGAGAUCUUAAGGAUCCAAGUUCAUCAAUACCGAAGGGAACUCUGUUAUCGAUCCUCAUUACCAUUACUUCGUACGUAGUUUUAGUGAUAGUGCCGGGGGCGGUUCAACUUAGAGAAGCAAGUGGCCAUUCAAAUGAAAUACUAAAUGAAUUUUAUUUAAAUUGUUCAUUUAGGAAAUGUAAUCAAGGAUUAUACCAUAACGAAAAUUUGAUGCAGACAAUAUCUUUAUGGCCGUAUCUCAUAUACCUUGGAUGUUUUGCAGCCACCCUAAGUACUGCAUUGACUGCCUUAAUUGCUGUUCCUAAAAUAUUACAAAGAAUGGGUCAAGAUGAUAUUUAUCCAUUCCUUAAAUACUUAUCAAAAGGUUAUGGAAAAUCUAAUGAACCUUAUCGAGCUCACAUAUUGGCUAUUGUAAUAUCAUCGAUAUUUCUUUUGAUAGGUGAACUGAAUGCGAUCGCGUCAUUCAUCUCAACGAUUUAUCUGUGUGCUUACGCUUUGUUAAAUUUGUGUACCUUUCAUGUUGCACAUUUUCAACCAUUGGGUUGGAGACCAUCAUACAAGUUUUAUAACAAAUGGUUAAGUCUUACUGGUGCUAUUAUUUGUUUUUUGGUGAUGAUAUUUAUUGACAAACAAAUGUCAGUAAUCGUUGCGUGUAUUAUAUGGAUUUUAUAUACAAUUGCAUCUGGAAAGAAAGACGAUAUAAAUUGGGGAUCCUCAAGGCAAAUACAAMAAAUUAAAACCGUUAUAAAGAAUGUGUACAUGGCUGACACCAUUCAACAGCAUGUCAAAAACUAUAUACCAAAUAUUAUGGUACUUUCUGGCGAUCCUGAAUCAAGAAAAGAAUUGGUUUAUUUUGCUCAUAUAAUAACUAAAAAUAAUGGCUUACAAAUGUGUAUCAAUAUAAUAAAGGAUCCUUUAAUAAAUAAACAAAAAAAAGAACUGCUGGAAAAAGGAGUGAAUUGGUUACAUCAAACUGGGAUCAAAUCUUUGUACAAUGUUCUUGAUAAUAUUGAUUUGGAUAUUGGUGUUCAUAUAAUAAAUAGUUGUGGUCAUGGUAUUCUUACACCUAAUAUUAUUCUAAUAGGUUAUAAACAUGGCUGGUUUAACUGCACGGAUGAUGAUAUACAAACCUAUUUAAAUAUAUUAAACUUAUCAAAUAUGGAUGGAAUUGCGACUAUAAUAGUUCGGUUACCGAUAAAUGAUACAAUUAUUGAAAGCAAAGAUAGAAAAUUGGCUAAAAGCACAGAAACGCAAUUUUACGAAGAUGAAAAAGUAAACAGUACAUCAUUAAUAAAUGAAGAAGAAAAAUAUAUAUCAAAGGAAUUUGAUUGUUCUGUAAAAAUGCACGAUACCCAAUUUUCGUUUCUCACAAAACGUAAUAAUGGGACAGUGGAUGUAUGGUGGCUGUUUGACGACGGAGGUUUAGCAUUGAUUAUCGCACACAUAUUUAAAUCGUGCGAUGUCUGGAAAAAAUGCAAUUUUCGAAUAUUUGGUGUGACUGAUCAAUUAAUAAACGUAGACAUGGAGAAAAACAAAUUAAAACAAUUACUAGCAAUGUAUCGAGUUCAAUUUGAUUUUGUAGACGUUGUAUUAGCAAAAGCAACCAGCCUUAAAACCAUGGCAAAUUUCACCACUUUAUGGAACCAACAAUUUAUCAAUCAAGAAAGUCAACCACAAGACGAUGAAAAAUAUAACAAACAAACUGUGAUUGAUACCUUAUAUGUAAAAGAUUUAUUAGAAACGUAUUCAAUGCAAUCUGAUUUGAUCAUUAUAUCAUCUAAAACUACAGAGAAACUAGACCAAAUACACAUGUACUGGAUGGAAGUGAUAACCAGAGGAUUACCACCUUGUAUUUUAAUUCAAGGAAACAAAAUUAAAACCGUAACAGCUAGUGCUUAAAUUUGAAUAAUUAUGUAUCAUUAUAUAUUUAUUUUUUU